GUGCGGCUGUAUUGGGAGCACUAGGGCCAAUGAUCUGGGGUGUGUGGUGGAAGGGUUACGGCAUUGUCUGAGCGGGGACACACGGCAGCAGUUACCGGAGAGUCCGAAUAUCUUUGACCAGGGAUGUCCUGCCCGACAUGUGCUUACGCUGCUUCAAUUCGAUUUCACAUUAUUUCAUCUCCAACUGCUUCUGUAGGUCAGGCGGCACACGUGCCGCAGCCGUAUAACGGAAGUGUUCGGGAUUAGCGAGACUGGUUUGGGCUCCAGCCAAAUAACAACGUCACCAUGCAGGAUAGAUGGUCUAGAGUACUAGGUUGGAAGACGCAACAACGUUGGAUGCAUGACAUUUCGAGGGGCUUCGGACGGGCUCGGCGUGAGACUGCAGUGCCACUGCAUACAUCACAACGGACAUCUGGCAGACAACAGUGGGCCAGCUAUGCAUACACAAUAGCAGUGGGUAUCUUGGGCUGGGCUGGGAAUAGUGUGGCCCAGGCCUCUAGGCAGAGCAAUCAUUUUACAUACUACAAGCAAGAGUUUUCUUGCGAAGAUCCCAGCACAGCAUGUGAAUAUGACUUAUUGGGCUGUGAGGGGCAACAGAGAGAGGCUGCAACUCUCCGGUCACACCAUAACAACAGGCUAUCAAAAUUCUCGAUUCCCGGUUUUUUGCCGAAACGGCUGAGUUACAUCCAAUAUAAUCCAUCUAGGAAAUUUACGGGCGAGCAAAUAACAUCCUGGGCGGGAAAUGAGGCUGCCUCGGGGUCGACGUGGCGACAGUCUAGUCGGGGACUAGGUUGAUUGUUCCUGGUCAACUGAGCCUUGCCACGCUUGAGGUCCCAAGAUUGGAUGGAAUACGCCGGGCCAAAUUUAACCGGGAUUGAAACCCGAAAGCUG
Molecule: messenger RNA, 891 nt
Organism: Aspergillus caelatus
Lineage: Eukaryota; Fungi; Ascomycota; Eurotiomycetes; Eurotiales; Aspergillaceae
Exons: 1
Coding region: 286-795 (169 amino acids)
Source: RefSeq, a predicted model, not a curated record